Molecule: messenger RNA, 1142 nt
Organism: Dioscorea cayenensis subsp. rotundata (Guinea yam)
Lineage: Eukaryota; Viridiplantae; Streptophyta; Magnoliopsida; Dioscoreales; Dioscoreaceae
Exons: 3
Coding region: 89-823 (244 amino acids)
Biological process (GO): tRNA wobble uridine modification; protein histidyl modification to diphthamide
Cellular component (GO): cytosol; nucleus
Molecular function (GO): metal ion binding
Source: RefSeq, a predicted model, not a curated record
CAAUUUCUCAUCAAACGCUCAUCGUCUUCCUCGAUUCCAUUCGAAGCCGCGGCCAAAAACUCCAACCCGCAUUCGAGGGAUCGAAGCCAUGGCGUUGAUUGGGACGGUGGCGGCGGCGGUGGUGGUGGCGGCGCUGAUGGCAGUGGUGGUGGAGGCCGGGGAUCACAACCCUGUCUUCCAGCCAUGCGCUGACACCAAGAUCCAGCGUUGGGAUGGGUUCACAUUAGGCGUGGCGCUCGCUCCGCGCGAUUCCUUCUUCUCCAACAACAUCCAGCUCUCCCCCUGCGAUAGCCGCCUCUCUCUCUCCGGCGCCGGCGCUCAGCUCGCCGUUUUCCGCCCCAAGGUCGACGAGAUCUCACUCCUCACCGUCAACACCUCGUCCUCGUCCUCGUCUUCGUCUUCUGGAUCUGGUGGUGGAUACAUGGUAGCAUUUGCAGGCAGGAAAUACGCAGCAAGGUCUCUUCCAGCAUUUUUUGGUAACAGUACAUACAGUGUGACCAGCUUUACUCUGGUAUUGGAGUUCAGUCAUGGCAGACUGCAAAACUUAUACUGGAAGAGAGAUGGUUGCGCGUCAUGUUCAGGUAAGUCCUCCUUCGUCUGCCUCAACAACCAGGAUUGUGCCAUCAAAACAUCCAGUUGCAAGAGCCAAGGCGGCUCUGUCGAUUGCAGCCUGGGGAUCCAACUGGCCUUCUCUGGCACAGACAAACACGACGUCGUUCUCAAUUCAUGGUACGAAAUAUCAAACCUCCGCCAGUACUCCCUUUUUGGCCUCUACUCCAAUCUCAAAGACUCACUCACUAGUCAAUACAACAAGAUAUUCUAGUUUCUUGAUCAAAUGACCAAAACUUGUUGCACGACCUGAUUUUCACUCUGUUUCCACGUUUUCAUUGAGUUUAUGCAUAAUUCUUCAUGAGUUGGAUGUGUUGUAAAUUUUACUCACUGCUUUAGCUUAAAACUUAUUUCCAACUCGACGGCAACACGACAAUUAUCCUAGUAGUAGCCUCACAUUAUCUAAUUGAACAAAUAUUUUCAUCUUGCUACUAGCUUUUAUGGGUACACCUAUUGAAACUUGGAUGUUUUAUCAUUGAUAUUUUGAUGAACUUAUUAUAAGUGUUAAUGUACAAAAUAUAUUAGACAACCAA